This is a messenger RNA of Motacilla alba alba, 3507 nucleotides long. Its product is annotated as transmembrane protein 68-like. Gene Ontology annotation, cellular component: membrane. The transcript is spliced from 7 exons. The record is from RefSeq and is a predicted model, not a curated record. Lineage: Eukaryota; Metazoa; Chordata; Aves; Passeriformes; Motacillidae. The coding region runs from base 278 to 1270 and encodes 330 amino acids. Gene Ontology annotation, molecular function: acyltransferase activity.
UGCCGCCGCGGCGGAAGCGGCGGGCGGUGCGCGCCGGACGCGGGUCCGGGCGGCAGCCGCGCCCCCGGCGGCGCGGAGUUCCCGCUGCCCUGCGCGCCCCCGCCGCCGCCCCCGCUCCGCAGGGCCCCCGCCCGCCCCCGCCCCGCCGCCGGGAGCCGCCUCGGCCCGGCCGCCCCGCGGGCACCCGGCCUCCGCGGGGGCGGCGGGCGGAGAGUAAAACCGGGCCCCGGCAGGGACGCGGGGCCGGAGCCGGUCCCGCCGCCGCCAGGGCAAGGAGAUGACAGGUGGAAAUGAAUCCUUUACUGCAGGACCGACAUCUAUGUCCUACUUAACUUGCCUGACUUACAUUCUGGAAGAAUGGACUGGUGUGGAGGAUAUUGGAGAUUAUCUGAGUUAUGCAUUCUACAUUUUAUGGUUGCUUUUUCCACUUGUAGUAGUCUUUGUACUUCCAGGAGUUAUCGUCAUUCUCUUCUACGUUUCCAUUCUCUGGCUUCAUAUUUAUAAAAGGAAGAAUGAAAUAAAGGAAGCUUAUUCCCAUGAUGUUUGGAUAGGUGCAAGAGAAAUGUUGGCAACCAUAUGGGAUGGACAUGGAAGAAUAUGGCAUGGUUAUGAGCUUCAUGGUAUGGAAAAUAUUCCUCAAGGACCAGGACUUGUUGUGUUUUAUCAUGGAGCUACUCCUGUUGACUAUAUCUAUUUCACAGCUAGACUUCAUAUAAUGAAGAAGAGGCGCUGCAGCGUAGUAGCUGAUCAUUUUGUCUUUAGAUUACCAGGUUUUAGAAUACUACUUGAGGUAUUUGGAGUUAUACAUGGACCAAAAGAAGCUUGUGUCAGGACUCUGGAGAAGGGCCAUCUGUUAGCCAUUGCCCCAGGCGGGCUUCGGGAAGCCCUCUUCAGUGAUGAAAUGUACACUCUUUUGUGGAGCGAUCGGAAGGGCUUUGCUCAGGUGGCCAUUGAUGCAAAAGUGCCCAUCAUUCCUAUGUUUACACAAAAUGUUCGAGAAGGCUUUAGGACAUUAGGAGGAAUAAAAAUACUUAGGUCGCUAUAUGAGCGUGUUAGAUUGCCAAUAGUUCCUCUGUACGGGGGUUUUCCUGUCAAGCUUCGUACAUUUAUUGGAGAACCCAUUCCAUAUGAACCAAAUAUGACUGCUGAGGAACUAGCUACAAAGACGAAAGCAGCAGUCCAAGCUCUCAUAGACAAACAUCAGAAAAUACCAGGAAAUAUAUUUAGGGCUUUAAUGGAACGAUUUCAAACACAAAAGAAAGAAGACUGAGGUCUUCUAAGCUUAAACUUCUAUAACUACUAUUUAGUUAUAAUAUUCUUAAAGUCACGUUUGUAAAUUAUUCAUUCUUCUAAUAACAGGUUUUAAAUACUGUCCUAAUGAUACUGCUGUAUAAUUUAAGAUAGAAGUCCCUUGCCCUUUCCCCUGUCCAGUAUCAAGCUCAGGAACCUAAACUUCAAAUCAUUCAUAAUGGGACAAAGUUUAAUUUUUGAUAAAUGCAUUCCUACCUUGGAAGUGUCUGGGUUGUUGAUUCUGGAUUCGUUUUGGGGGUUUUUUUUCCAAGUAAUACUGCAAGUUUUUAUGUAUAUGGUCAGUCUUCCUUUUGGUCCGUCACUGUCCGUCUUCCCCACCAUGAUGGAUCUCUAAGCUGAAUGUCAAACCCUCUGCAGAGCUGGAGUCUUACUGUCUUGCCCCUCAUCAUUGUAAGGAGGUUGUGUGGGCCAGAUCAAUGCCAUACAACACAUAUGAAAAUAUUCCUGAGAUUGUUACUCUCACGCUGCUGGGAAACAGUGCACCAUUUUUGGCCUGCAGAACCUCUAGCAAUGCCUGCAAAAUCUGUGUUGCGAAGUGUUUAGUUUUGCUGGGUGAGCUCGGAAAGGGUUCAGAGGAAUGAAAAUUGAUUAGAGAACUACAGGGAUCCAAGGACGUUUGUUAUGGAAACCACUCUGAUGCUGUGAAUGAGAACCCUACAACACAACUAGAAUUCCAAGCCAAGGCAUAUUGGAUAUCUGCCCUUGAGUAGAGACUUGUCCCAUUUAUUUCUCAGUGAAUCUACAAGUUCUCUGUUGAAACAAUGAGCCAAGCAUUCAAACAUCAAGAAGCAGAAAUGAGAAUACUGUUUAGCAAUAUGAGCUCAAAAAUCUUUAUUUUGAUGGAAAGAGAAAAUUGGUACAACACUGUAAAAGCAGUAGUCUUUUUGAAAAACAGAAUUGCCAUUCCCAAAUACCCUUAAGAUUUAGUAUGUGGAUAAACUAUUAAAAAUAUUCUUCAAACAGUUAUUUAUGAAACUUAAAUAAUGAACGAGAGGGAAGUUCUGUAUAUUUUCCUUAAGUGAAAACAAUUGAAUCAACAGGAGAGAGAUGCAAGAUUGGGCUUUUGUGCACUUACAGCAAAUCAUAUUAUGUUUUUUCCUUAGCUAAAGCCUGUGUUUUUAUUGCCCAAAUAGGAAAUAUCUGAAAUACUUCUUCUAAUUUCCAGGAAUUUUGAUCUACAGUUCUUAAAUUAACAUCUGGGAACUUUUUAGUUCUGGGAUGAGGACAAACUCCUUCAGAAAGAGAGAUUUUUGCUAUAUGAUGUGGUUGCCUUUAAAUGUUGUUGGGGUGUGACCUUUUCCUUAAGAAAAAUAUAUCCCCUCCAAAAAAAAACCCCAACAAAUAACCAACAUUUGAAAGAGAAGUUGUAUUCGAUGUAGUAGUCAUUCCUCUCACCAUUUAAGCACAUGCUUUGCUUUAUGCUCUUUUAAAUGUGUAAAUUAGUGACAUUCCAUAACUGCAUGUGGUGAUGUCCUAUGUUACAAAAAUAUGACUUAAUGGGGAAUUGUCUAUCAAAAGCAGCUCUCAAGAAGCAAAAGGCUUACUUACUUUAUGAUAUUAUUUUAUACCAAAAACGUUUUACGUGGUGUUAAAAUUUUUAAAGCUUUGGGAAGAAUCAUGGUAUGUGAAAGGAAAUGCCCAUUCUGAAGUUUUUUAAGUGACCUGGGUUUUACUUCAAGGCAAGAUUGCAUUUCUUUUAAUUUAUUGGACUGUGUUUCAAAAAUACUGUUAAGACAUGUCAUAAAAAUACUGUUAAGACAUGUCAUAAAAUACUGUUAAGCAUGUCAUAAAAAAUGAUAAUGCUAAAUUCCUGCAUUGAAGUAUAACUUAAGUAUGAUCUUUUGUUUACUAUCCAUCUUGGGAAAAAUGUACAUCAGUCUGUGUUGUGAAUAUCUCCAAGCUGAACAUGUUUUAUGUUGAGGUUGCAUGUGUGUAAAAGAGAACUCAAUCUAAAAGAUUGUUAGACAUGGACAGACAUUGUUAUCAGAGAUUUUGUAAAAUUUAUUUUAUUAAGUAUGUGGGCUAUUUGCUGCAGUUUUGUCCCUUUAUGUAUUGAAAGACUGUAUUGUAUAAAAAUGAAGGGCAGUAUUGGUACUCUCAAAGUGUUCAUAUUUGUAUAGGCCUUUCAUAUUUAUUUCUAUAUAUUAAAAAUAUAUAGAAGACACCUUUUGAAUAAAAUUGACAACUGGAACAGAC